Ogataea parapolymorpha DL-1 is the source of this 747-nucleotide messenger RNA. RefSeq names its product Adenylate kinase 1. Gene Ontology annotation, biological process: ADP biosynthetic process. The transcript has a single exon. Gene Ontology annotation, molecular function: AMP kinase activity; ATP binding. NCBI's taxonomy places the organism in Eukaryota, Fungi, Ascomycota, Pichiomycetes, Pichiales, Pichiaceae. Gene Ontology annotation, cellular component: mitochondrion; cytoplasm. The record is from RefSeq and is a predicted model, not a curated record. Bases 1 to 747 code for a protein of 248 amino acids.
AUGUCUGUGGAAGAACUGAAAGAGUCGGUCGAGAAGCUCGAAAACAGAAUCAGAGCCUUGGAAUCCAAGGCCGGUCUGACUACCAAGUUGCCAGCUGCCCUUAGAAUGGUGCUCAUCGGACCACCGGGAGCAGGAAAGGGUACCCAGGCACCAAACCUCAAAGAGAAAUUCUGUGCUUGCCACCUGGCUACAGGUGACAUGCUGCGUUCACAGGUCGCCCAGAAGACUCCCUUGGGAUUGGAGGCCAAGAAAAUCAUGGACCAGGGUAAGCUUGUGUCCGACGAAAUCAUGGUCAACAUGAUCAAGGACGAGCUGGCCAACAACCAGGAGUGCAAGAACGGCUUCAUUCUUGAUGGCUUCCCUAGAACCAUUCCCCAGGCUGAGAAGCUGGAUCAGAUGUUGGCUGAGAACAAAACUCCUUUGCAAAAGGCCAUUGAGCUCAAGAUUGACGACGAGCUGCUUGUUGCCAGAAUCACCGGUAGACUUGUCCACCCAGCUUCGGGAAGAUCUUACCACAAGAUCUUUAAUCCUCCUAAGGAGGCCAUGAAGGAUGAUGUCACUGGGGAGCCAUUGAUCCAGAGAUCCGACGACAACGUCGAGGCCCUGAAGAAGAGACUGGUCACCUACCACGAGCAAACCGAGCCAAUUGUCGAGUACUACAAGAAGGCCGGUAUCUGGUCCGGGAUCGAUGCCUCACAAUCGCCAAAGACCGUUUGGGCUGAUAUCCUGAAAUGUCUGGGUCAGUAA